This is a messenger RNA of Arabidopsis arenosa, 1107 nucleotides long. The record is from the annotation of a GenBank genome assembly. NCBI's taxonomy places the organism in Eukaryota, Viridiplantae, Streptophyta, Magnoliopsida, Brassicales, Brassicaceae.
CAAAAGAAGAGAGUGAUGGGAAACAAUGGGACGGAGUGAAGCCGCUUACGCCCUUCCUGGCGAUGUUGUCUCCCACUUUGACGAGCUUGAAGCUCGAGAAUAUCCCAAGUUUGAUUGUGGGGCGUUGACUGUAGUUAAUCUAAGUGGCUAUCCCAGUGACACACUUUCCGAGGAGGCUGAUAGUUUGGACCCUGUUCUCGAUUUCAGGGGCUGCUUCAGCUUGGAUCCAGAAACUGUCCUUCACCAAGAGUCAGUUAUUUUCAACUCCAUGGCAUUUCCAGGUGAACAAGUGCCAUCAUAUUUCACUUACCGUAGUACCGGAACGUCCACCUUUCUCCCCAAUAUCCCUCUACUUCCCACACAUCUCUCUCAACCAUUCUUCAGAUUUAGGGUUUGUGCGGUGGUAAUCGCUUUCAAUAUAGUAUCCAUCCAGGUAAAUAGUCGGUUCACAGGCAGAUUUGGGAACAGUUUUGAUUCCUUUGGUGAGGGACAUGGAUUCAUGGAAAUUCGCAAGGGUGAUCUGUUGAUAUUUGACUGUCGUAUCCCUUUAAACGAAGAUAAUGCUCCUCUAGCUCGAGGGAACUACGAUCACGUGGAUAUGAAUAUUCUUAUAAGUGGAGAUUUAGAAUCUACAUUCGAAUUAAAAGGAUGGGGUAUACGACUCUUAGAGGACUGUUCAUCAGCGGAGAACAACCAACUUGGUAAACCAAACAGUACUCUUCCACAUGUUUCUGAAGCUGGAGAAGGCAAUAUGCGCCGGUAUACACCUCUUCAAGGACUUGUUAAUGAGAUUGAACACAGUGAAGAGUCUGUAGAUAACAAUGUAGAGAGAAGCACGAAGCGAAUGCGGCCGAAUUGAAGACAAUAUGAAGUAUACGCCUCUUCAAGAACUAGAGAGACGUUUUCAGGUAACCCAAACGAUUUUUCCAUUAGGAAUCUUAAUUAUAGUUCCACAGAGCAUAGGAGGAGCUUCUUUAUUUGGAAUCUUUUCAAUAGAUUUUGCCACCGACUAAAGAGUUGGUUUCAAUUGGUGAUUUCAUAUGAUGCGCCGCCCUUGCCUUCAGUCUCCAUUUUGAUUUUAUGUGCUUAUAAAGUUGUUGGGUAUUU